This is a messenger RNA of Andrographis paniculata, 1436 nucleotides long. RefSeq lists its product as uncharacterized. The record is from RefSeq and is a predicted model, not a curated record. NCBI's taxonomy places the organism in Eukaryota, Viridiplantae, Streptophyta, Magnoliopsida, Lamiales, Acanthaceae. The transcript has 5 exons. The coding region runs from base 288 to 1229 and encodes 313 amino acids.
UGUCAAAUAUGCGACCACAAAAUUUGAAUCGAAGUUUGCUUGGAAAUCGAAGAAACGCACACGUCAUAGCCAUAGGCAUACUGCACCCCAACCGCACUCAUUCUACUUUUCCUCCCACGAACCACCGGAAAGUGAAAAUUUCUCCUUCUUCUCCCACGGUUUCGUUCGAUCAUCUCUUUCAAGGAAAGUGAUCAACCCAUUUCCGAAUCAGGGGGCAUCAAAUUCGUCUGAGUAUCGUCAGAAGCCGGUGAUCGGAGGGAGCGGCUCCUCGAACCUCUGAUGUCUUGAUGAAGACGCCGGUUUCAACUGAGUUGGAGAAAAAGCAAGUUAGGGAAGACAAUAGUGAGUACGUGAGAUUGGUAAUACAUAAUAAUGAGUUAAAACUACCUGAAGUAGAUACAGAAUCCCAAACACGAACACGGAAGGGUCGGACAUGGUGGAUCAAGGCCAUAAUAUGGUGCAUCAUCGCCAUAAUACUAACCUUUGUGUUGGUUAAAUGGGGAAUGCCCUUUCUUGUCGAGAAGGUUCUUUUUCCAAUCUUGCAAUGGGAAGCCACAGCCUUUGGCCGUCCAGUACUUGCUCUUGUAAUCGUAGCAUCCUUAGCUUUGUUCCCCGUGUUUCUAAUCCCAUCCGGUCCAUCCAUGUGGCUAGCCGGAAUGAUUUUUGGGUACGGCUUGGGGUUUGUCAUCAUUAUGGUUGGAACAACCAUUGGGAUGAUCCUACCGUACUUGAUUGGUUUACUCUUCCGCGACCGGAUUCAUCAAUGGUUGAAGCGUUGGCCUCAAAACGCUGCAAUGUUGAGGCUCGCAGCGGAAGGAAGCUGGUUCCAUCAAUUUCGUGUGGUUGCACUUUUUAGGAUCUCCCCUUUUCCUUACACGAUCUUCAAUUAUGCAAUUGUGGUGACUGAUAUGAGGUUUUGGCCAUAUUUAUGCGGAUCGAUUGCAGGAAUGAUACCGGAAGCCUUCAUUUACAUCUACAGUGGUCGGCUAAUAAGGACGCUAGCGGAUGUCCAAUAUAGGAACCAUCACCUAACUCCGGUGGAAAUUAUUUACAACACAGUUUCGUUUGUGGUGGCUAUUAUCACUACCAUUGCCUUCACGGUGUAUGCUAAAAAGACCUUGAAGGCGGCAGAGGCUGAUGGCGGUAAAAGUAGCUUUGAGAUGGGGAAGCUUCAGCCUGAAAAACAGUACUAUUAUGGUAAUAAUAUGGCUUCUUCUACAUUGGAAUAAUAUUCAUUCAGAUCAUUUAUUAUCUAUAGUCUCUAUGUAAAUAUAUGUUCAUGUUGGCUUGUCAUUUGUAGUUUGAGUUUAGACUAGAUUGCAGCAUCAAAUGAUCAUGUGUGCUACCUGUGUAAAGGAUAAAGCUUAAGAUCUGAUUGAAGACAAUAAAGAGGAUGAUGAUGAUGAUGAUGAUAUAUAUAUAUAUAUUUUAAUUCA